AUGGACCACCUUGAUGCAGAUCGACUUCUGGUACAGGGACAGUUUGGGCCAGACUGCUCACUCCUUACGAGAAGCCGAGUUUCGCAACAACUCGAUCAAGCGGGAGGAUACGGCAUGAACCUGCUUGCCGUCAAGACCGACGGCCCACACACUUCAUACACCUCACAUGCCCAGUCGUGGUACAUGUCGCGUAUAGUAGAGAGCACAAUGGGCUCAUGUUUGCAGCCUGUGUUGCCGACUCUCUACCUGACGCUGCGUGCUGAAACACAAGCAUCUUACUGGCUGAACCUCGACCUGAAUGCGCGCACCUUUCAUGUCCUGUCAUUUUUCCCCAGCGCUUCUGGGGAGAGAAGAUAA
This is a messenger RNA of Bipolaris victoriae FI3, 357 nucleotides long. RefSeq lists its product as hypothetical. The record is from RefSeq and is a predicted model, not a curated record. NCBI's taxonomy places the organism in Eukaryota, Fungi, Ascomycota, Dothideomycetes, Pleosporales, Pleosporaceae. The coding region runs from base 1 to 357 and encodes 118 amino acids. The transcript is spliced from 2 exons.